AUGUCUUCAGAUAGCCACUGGUCAGCACAUGAGGAUGAAGGCCAACUAUCCCGACUGAUCAGGAAAUCCAGAGACUCCCCCUUUGUCCCUGUAGGUAUAGCAGGCUUUGUGGCUGUGGUGUCCUAUGGUCUUUACAAGUUGAAGUACAGAAGAAAUCAGAAAAUGUCCCUUCAUCUUCUUCACAUGCGAGUUGCUGCCCAAGGAUUUGUUGUAGGAGCUAUGACUUUAGGUGUCCUCUAUUCUAUGUAUAAGGAUUACAUUAGACCUCGAUUCUUCGAUGUGUCCAAAAAAUGA
Fukomys damarensis (Damara mole-rat) is the source of this 294-nucleotide messenger RNA. RefSeq names its product HIG1 hypoxia inducible domain family member 1C (gene Higd1c). Lineage: Eukaryota; Metazoa; Chordata; Mammalia; Rodentia; Bathyergidae. The transcript has 3 exons. Gene Ontology annotation, cellular component: mitochondrion. The coding region runs from base 1 to 294 and encodes 97 amino acids. Gene Ontology annotation, biological process: mitochondrial respirasome assembly. The record is from RefSeq and is a predicted model, not a curated record.